Messenger RNA from Andrographis paniculata, 1315 nucleotides. Its product is annotated as protein DOWNY MILDEW RESISTANCE 6-like. Lineage: Eukaryota; Viridiplantae; Streptophyta; Magnoliopsida; Lamiales; Acanthaceae. The transcript has 5 exons. The coding region runs from base 112 to 1119 and encodes 335 amino acids. The record is from RefSeq and is a predicted model, not a curated record.
CCCCACCCAACGUCCAUCGUCUUCUAUAUAAACAGCCCUUUCCCAACAUUGUUUGUUUCACCCAAGGAUUCUUUCAUACAAAUAUCGAACAGAAGACCUGAUCAGGCAGCCAUGGCGACCAAACUGAUAAGCUCUGCCCAAUUCACGACCCUUCCGAAGAACUACAUCCGCCCGGAAUCCGACCGGCCGCGCCUGUCCGAGGUUGUCCAGUGCGACGACAUUCCCAUCAUCGACUUGGGCGCCGCCGACAGGGCCGCCGUCGUCAACCAGAUCGCCGACGCCUGCCGCCACUACGGCUUCUUCAAGGUGAUCAAUCACGGAGUCCCCAAGGAGACGACCGAGAAGAUGUUAAGCACAGUUCGGGAAUUCUACGCUUUACCAGUGGAGGAAAAGAUGAAGCUCUACUCGGAGGACAUGUCCAAAACUUGCAGGCUAUCCACCAGCUACAUCGUCAAUACUGAAUCUGUCAAUAUCUGGCGGGACUAUUUGAGGAUCCAUUGCUAUCCUCUCCACAAGUACAUGCCCGACUGGCCUUCCAUGCCUCCCACCUUCAGGGAUGUCGCCAGCAAUUACUGCACCGAGGUCCGGAAGCUCGGCUUCCGGCUGCAGGAAUUCAUCGCCGAGAGCUUGGGCCUGCCCAAGGAUGCUUUGUGGAAAAUCUUCGGUACCGAGCAGGCGCAGCACAUGUCCAUGAAUUACUACCCACCCUGCCCCCAACCCGACCUCACUUACGGGCUCGCCGCGCAUACUGAUUCCGACAUCCUCACAAUCCUCCUCCCGGAUGCGGAGGUCCCCGGACUGCAGGUCCUCAAGGACGGGAAAUGGCUCGCCGUCAAGCCGCACCCCGAUGCCUUUGUCAUCAACAUCGCCGACCAGCUUGAGGCUGUUAGCAACGGGUUGUACAAGAGCAUCUGGCACCGAGUUAUAGCGAAUUCUGACAAGGAGAGGAUCUCGAUUGCGUCCUUCAUCUGCCCGGCUGAUGGUGCCAAAAUAAGCGCUCCCGAGUCGCUGACGACGGACGGGAAGCGGUACAAGGACUUCACUUACGACGAGUAUUACAACGUCGUGUGGACCCAUAACCUUGAUGAGAAACAUCCCCUGGAGUUCUUCAAGAAUUAGAGGCCUUCUUGGGUUCAAACCAUCCUUUGAAUCCAUGAAAAAAAAAACCACAUUUGAGUCCCCUUAAUAAUGAAAGCUGUCCCUGUUUGGAUUAUAUGUAGCUUAAGUAUCCCGACCUGUGGCGGCGGCAUCGUCGACUUGUUUAUAUGUAGAAUGAUCGAUCGAUCGAUGUUAUCAAAUAGUUCCUUCUUGGAAA